Molecule: messenger RNA, 1629 nt
Organism: Branchiostoma floridae (Florida lancelet)
Lineage: Eukaryota; Metazoa; Chordata; Leptocardii; Amphioxiformes; Branchiostomatidae
Product: sodium-coupled monocarboxylate transporter 1-like
Exons: 5
Coding region: 1081-1629 (182 amino acids)
Biological process (GO): sodium ion transport; transmembrane transport
Cellular component (GO): membrane
Molecular function (GO): symporter activity
Source: RefSeq, a predicted model, not a curated record
AUCUCAUGGACAGCCUGAAAGUGAGGACAGCACAUCUCACAUGCUGUUCAACACAGCUCAUGGCCAUGGAUAGCCUUAGAGUUAGGACAGCACAAUUCUCACAAGCUGUACAACUUUGACAGCCCAAGAGUGAGGAUAGCACAAAUUCUCACAUGCUCAGUGCAACACUGUGUGAGAUCACAGACAGCCUGAAAGUUAGGAGUACAGCACAUUUCAUAUGAUGUAUAAUACCGCUCAUGGAUAGCCAGAGAGAUAGAACAGUGGACAGUCAAAGUUGUAUUAAGAACAGUUGAUUUACCGUGCCACUGGGCCUGACCUUACAAGUAGCUGGAAAUCUAGUCUGGUUUGGGACUUCAUUAGGAAGUCUGUUAGCAAUUCCAGCUAUAAUCAUUUUAGGAUGGAAAAUUGAAUUCAUUACCUUCAUUGUCAAAACAUCAGAAUCACUUACUGUGAAAAUAACUUUGUUGAUGUCAGCCUUUAACUGUCUUUUACUCUUUAGGCUUGUAAUAGAUGUUGUGUUGAGGAGUAUUUGAGACUUUGAAUAGUCGUGACUUCGUUGUUGCUUAGGCAUUUUGCACAAGUGAUAUUGUACAGUAGGCUGUCUGGGGCCAUUACAAAAUCUGUGCAAUGGAUGUCUGUCAAUAAGGUACAUAACUUUGGGCAAAAUGUCAUGUACGUCAGGCCUUAACCUAAAAGAGAUUACACGGCAGUAACUGCCAGUCCUUCGCUGUUGCCCAACUCAGUGCAAUUAGAGCAGACUUUUCAAUAGCAGAGUUUGAAAAGGGUUCUAUUGGUGGGUUUAGUAAUCAGUCAAAAUUUGAUAAACGAGCCUGGUCUUCACUGUAAGAAAUGAGGGCUAUUUCUGAUAAGUCAUGUGGAAAUGUCUAGGACAGGUAGCAAAAUUCAUUGUCUUGUCCUCUAAUCUUGUCUAUCAGAUUGCACAAUGUGUUAUGUAAUUGAUAUGCCUACAAGAUGGGAGUAUCCUUACAAUAUCACCAAAUGGUGGAAUAGCAAAUAAUUUUUUGUUUUCUGGAAAGUGUCAUUUCAUUCAGAGACGAAGCCACCCUAAAAGGUGUGAAGAUGACUGUUGCUGAAGAGCACUUACACAACUUUGGUGCUGUGGACUAUGUCAUCUUUGGUGGGAUGUUGGCCGUCACUGCAGCCACUGGACUCUACCACGCUUUUGCAGGGGGAGGUCAGAGAACAACUGCCAGGUACCUGAUGGCUGACCGCAGCAUGUUCAGUCUACCCGUGGCUAUCUCAGUUCUGGCAUCCUUCAUGUCAGCAGUCUCCAUACUGGGCGAGCCGUCCGAGAUCUUUGUCCAUGGCAUACAGUACUGGCUCAUCGAUCUGUCAUUCUUCAUCACUAUCCCUGUCACUGCUGUCUUCUUCAUCCCAGUGUUCCAUGGCCUGGGGCUAACAACUGCGUAUGAGUACCUAGAGCAGAGGUUCUCCAUGUCCCUACGGGUGGUCGCUGCCUGUCUCUUCAUCCUGCAGAACACCUUCUACAUCGCUGUCAUCCUGUACGCACCUGCGCUGGCCUUGGAAACAGUUACAAAGUUUGAGGUGUGGAAGACCAGUAGUACUUGCAGGAACCAUCACAACUAUGUAUACAUCCUUGGUACGUAG